Molecule: messenger RNA, 1182 nt
Organism: Coniophora puteana RWD-64-598 SS2
Lineage: Eukaryota; Fungi; Basidiomycota; Agaricomycetes; Boletales; Coniophoraceae
Product: magnesium transporter
Exons: 6
Coding region: 1-1182 (393 amino acids)
Biological process (GO): magnesium ion transmembrane transport; intracellular magnesium ion homeostasis
Cellular component (GO): plasma membrane
Molecular function (GO): magnesium ion transmembrane transporter activity
Source: RefSeq, a predicted model, not a curated record
AUGGGCGGGAUCAUCAACACGGGGCACGAUCGGCCGUACCGGUUCUCGUUCUACUCGAACGCGCUCUCGCAGACGAUCCACGCGCGCUCGCUCUCUGAGCUUCCGAGCGAGGGGCAGACGUUCGAGGACCUGUUUUCGGGCAUGCAGACGCCGGUCCCGCCGCCUCCGGGCUCAGGUUCGGGGUCGAACAGCAGGGGGACGACAGCGAAUGCGAAUGCAAGGCUGGUGGGCGGCGGAGACGAGUACCAGGGGAAGACGUGGUGGCUCGAUGUGCUCAGCCCGACGGAUGAGGAGAUGAGGGUUCUCAGCAAGGUAUUCGCGAUCCACCCUUUGACGACGGAAGAUAUCCAGAUGGAAGAGGCGCGCGAGAAGAUCGAGCUCUUCCGGAACUACUACCUCGUCUGUUUCCGCAGCUUUGACCAGGACCCGUACAGCCCGACGCACCUCGAGCCGCUCAACAUGUACAUCAUCGUCUUCCGCGAAGGUAUCCUUUCGUUCCACUUCCGCCCAACCCCGCACCCGCAAAACGUCCGCCGCCGUAUCAAGCAGCUCAAGGACUACAUCUCCGUCACGUCCGACUGGAUCUCGUACGCGCUUAUCGACGAUAUCACCGAUGCCUUUGGCCCGCUGAUCCAGAGCAUCGAGUACGAGGUCGACUCGAUCGACGAGCUCGUGCUCAUUCUCAAGGAGACGGAGCAGAGCGACAUGCUCCGGCGCAUCGGCACGUGCCGCAAGAAGGUCAUGGGCCUGCUGAGGCUGAUGGGCAACAAGGCGGACGUGGUGAAGGGUCUGGCGAAGCGAUGCAACGAAAACUGGAGAGUCGCGCCGACGAGCGAUAUUGGCCUCUACCUCUCCGACAUCCAGGACCACUUGAUCACGAUGACGCAGAACCUGAACCACUACGAGAAGAUCCUCUCGCGCUCGCACUCCAACUACCUCGCCCAGAUCUCGAUCGAGAUGACGGACGCGAACAACCAGAUCAACGACGUGCUCUCCAAGAUGACCGCGCUCGGCACCGUGCUCAUCCCCAUGAACCUCGUCACCGGCCUGUGGGGCAUGAACGUGCACGUGCCCGGCCAGGACGUCCCUGGCUACGCGUGGUUCAGCGCCAUUGUCGGCGCCCUCGCCACCUUUGCUGUCAUCGGCGGCUACACGACGUACAAGUUCAUGAUCAGAAGGUAA